Frieseomelitta varia is the source of this 1875-nucleotide messenger RNA. RefSeq names its product leucine-rich repeat-containing protein 20 (gene Sclp). The record is from RefSeq and is a predicted model, not a curated record. The coding region runs from base 591 to 1223 and encodes 210 amino acids. The transcript is spliced from 4 exons. Lineage: Eukaryota; Metazoa; Arthropoda; Insecta; Hymenoptera; Apidae. Gene Ontology annotation, molecular function: protein binding.
CGUGGAGUUCUGCCAUUUCAGUGCCAGCCAGCGUCACCUGGGAUGUUCUCGUUUCGAUACUCCUUUUUCCCUCCUUUCCAAGAGUUCUUCAAGUGCGGGGAAUAAAAAGCGAGAAGUCGCGGACUUUGUGAAAGAUCGGUGACAGAACGAUCACGUCUUAGACGCGAUCAGUUCGUCGAUGUUCUUAAAGUCAACGCUUUCCCGUUGUUUUCACAAUAAACAACGAGAACAUUUGCGACAACAAAUUAGCUAGAGAUUCGCCUUAGACGCGAUAGUUCCAUGCAACAAGUAUUUCAUUGGGAAAGUGCGUUUCAAGCAUUCUCUGUGUACAAUCAAAGGUUGCGUCCCGAAACAUGAUAGUUUCUUGAUGCGGGAGGAAGAAGUAGAGAGAACCGAGGGUGCUACUGAUACUUCGAGGAAGAAACCGUAAAAGCGUGUACCUGAUCACUGUGCAAGAAGUUCGACGGUGAUUUUUGAGACAAUUUCUCGAGGAGAUUCAGUGAUCGUUCGAUUGCGAAUAGAUAGAUUUGUUCAAAGAUAGAUCGAUACAAUUUUUCCACGCCUGGCGUACAUAAUCAAACAUAGAAGAGAUGAGACCACCCGCGUACAACGGUGAUGAUGUGCAACAGAUUUCUCCGGAGCAAGGGGAGAGGAACGUGGCCAUGGCUGUUUGCGUUCAGUUGGCUGGCCGGGCGAUAAUUAGGGUAGUUUCCCGGUGCGAAGAGGCACAAGACAAUUGUAAUCUAGAUCUAUCAGAAUGCCAAUUGAUGCAAGUACCUGAUGCAGUUUAUCAUUUAAUGAGACAUACAGAAUUAAAAAGAUGUAACUUGUCAGGAAAUGUGAUAACAAAAAUUCCACCAAAAUUUGCAGUUAAAUUCUCACUGAUCACUGAAUUGAACCUGAGUCAUAAUCAAAUGAGUAAGUUACCAGAAGAACUUGCUGAAUUGCAAGCUUUAGAAAGGUUGGAUAUUUCGCAUAAUACGUUCAUUGCAUUGCCACCCGUUACAUGUCGGAUACCGCAACUGAAACGGCUCCUUGCCAAUAACAAUUCAAUCAUUGAUAUAGAUGUCGAAAGACUUAGGCACGCUCCCGCGUUGGAAUUUAUCGAUCUUCAAGCCAAUCCCCUAACGGCUAGGAUGCAUGAUCUUCUCGGUACUUUGACUCGAAUUAAAAUCGAACUGACCCCUCGACAAGUCGAAGAAUGGGAGGAUCUUACUAUUUGAAGUAAAACCAUAGCUCAAAGAAAACAAUAAAAUCUGCCAAAGCAGUUGAUCGUCGAAUAAUCGUCCCACAUGGACGUAGUUUGCUUCCAUUACUAUUGACUGAGAUUGUUCGAAAGUUCGCAAACCGGUCGUUACGCGAAUUUAGAACAAGAGCAAGUAUUUUGUACAGUGAUGAAAAAAAAACACAUAUGACUGACCGACAACAGGUGUGAUGAUAUGCGGCAAGAAUCAUCAGGAAAUGGAACUUUCUCUAGUUGAUGUUUUUCACAAUCUGUACUUAAGGAUAGAUUUGCCGCGUACCUGGAACUUUCUUCAUUGAUCUCGUGGAUAGCGAUUGAUUGUCACUUCUUUUACUCUCGUUUUGUACCGUGUGGAUUUUUUUAGAUAUUCUGCUGCUCGCUCAUUUGGCCUGCGCAAAUGCUGUGAUUAAUGUAUAUGUAACAUCGCGAGCUGCCGAUUCAAUUUACUACCAUAUUUUUACUAACUCCAAAUAAAUAUCCUGUACAUUUAAGAUACGUUUUAUUAUUUUUUACGCGUGGAUUUGCGACAUAUUCGACAUAAUCAAACGACUGCCAAUAUACAGGCGAAAUCUAUUGUUGAUAUUUUCGCUAUAAAUCGAUCGAUCACUUUGAUUUUAUAAAAUAUUGAAGAG